AUGCUGAAAGAGAUGAAAGUCUUCUUUGCAGCUGACAUCGCAUUGGUAAAAGAAGACUUUGAAGUUAUGACGGCCCGGGUGCGAGCACUGGAGGACGAUGGUGAUAUCACCAGAGGCAAACAGGACGACUUGAAAACCAAAGUGAACAGACUACAACAAAUUAAUCUCUCUAUGGAGGGUAGGCUGGCCGUCCUGCAAGACUCCAAGCAGCAACGAAACCUGCGGAUCAGCGGGGUCCCUGAGGAUAUCACUAAUAAUGAGGUACCCCACUACCUACAUAGAAUGUUGAGCUCCAUGCCCAGCCAAGGCCAAAGCUAUGAUACUGGACUACCACAACUGGGUCCCUAUAUCAUCUAA
Messenger RNA from Pelobates cultripes (western spadefoot toad), 357 nucleotides. The record is from the annotation of a GenBank genome assembly. Lineage: Eukaryota; Metazoa; Chordata; Amphibia; Anura; Pelobatidae.